UCUUUCUUAUGACAUUAUUUUCCAAACACAACUCGGGGGUAUCUGUUCAUUUACAGCUGACUUACAAAUUUUGUUUAUUCUUAAAAUAAUAUUACAAAAAUAUGGAUGCAGAAACUUCACGGAAAACUUGGGAGCUGGAGAAUAAUAUAAAAACUUUGCCGGCUUGUGAUGAAAUUUUUCGUUAUGAUGCAGAACAACAAAGACAGAUUCUUGAUGCAAAGCCAUGGGAAAAGGACCCACACUAUUUUAAGGACAUAAAAAUUUCAGCUUUAUCCUUGCUUAAGAUGGUAAUGCAUGCUCGAUCAGGUGGUACAUUAGAGAUUAUGGGUCUACUUCUUGGUAAAGUUGAGGAUAAUACAAUGAUUGUAAUGGACGCUUUUGCAUUGCCUGUUGAAGGCACCGAGACUCGUGUUAACGCCCAAUCACAAGCUUAUGAGUACAUGUCUGCUUAUAUUGUUGCAGCCAAAGAAGUGGGACGUUUGGAAAAUGCAAUUGGAUGGUACCAUAGUCAUCCUGGUUAUGGCUGUUGGUUAUCUGGAAUUGAUGUAUCAACACAAAUGCUAAAUCAAAACUAUCAAGAACCAUUUGUUGCCAUUGUAGUGGAUCCAGUACGUACAGUAUCAGCAGGUAAAGUUUGCUUGGGUGCUUUCCGCACUUAUCCAAAAGGAUAUAAACCACCAAAUGAAGAACCUUCUGAAUAUCAAACCAUACCUUUAAAUAAAAUUGACGAUUUUGGCGUACAUUGUAAACAAUAUUAUCCACUCGAGGUGACUUAUUUCAAGUCUGCAUUAGAUAGAAAGCUUUUAGAUUCCUUGUGGAACAAAUAUUGGGUAAAUACGCUGGGUAGCUCUGGUUUACUUACCAAUACUGAAUAUACAACUGGGCAAAUUUUCGAUUUGUCGGAGAAGCUUGAGCAGAGUGAAUCGAGUUUGGUACGUGGGCCAUUUGUGGUUACAGGUGCUGAAGGUAGCGAAAAACGUACAGAGGAUAAACUCUCGAAGGCCACUCGUGAUUGCAGCCGCGCAUCUAUUGAGCUAAUUCACGGUUUAAUGGCACAAAUUGCCAAAGACAAAUUGUUUAACAAAGUUGGACUUGGGAAAUAAUUUGAAAAGAUCACUUAAUGCAUAAUUUAUAAACCGUAUUUUUCAAACUAUAUCAAAAUAAAUAAAUAAAAAUAAAUUUUUAUUUGAGAUUUA
Molecule: messenger RNA, 1196 nt
Organism: Zeugodacus cucurbitae (melon fly)
Lineage: Eukaryota; Metazoa; Arthropoda; Insecta; Diptera; Tephritidae
Gene: CSN5
Product: COP9 signalosome complex subunit 5
Exons: 2
Coding region: 102-1103 (333 amino acids)
Biological process (GO): protein deneddylation
Cellular component (GO): COP9 signalosome; cytoplasm
Molecular function (GO): metallopeptidase activity; deNEDDylase activity; protein binding
Source: RefSeq, a predicted model, not a curated record